AUGGGUCAUCAUACCAUGCCUCUCCCUCGCAUCCCAGACCUGAGUCUCCCAUCUUUUCGAGAGCUCGACGAGUCUGUCGAAGCCAACAGGCACAACCAACCGAGCUCGCAUCCCCCUAACAAUAUGUACGAUGGAACAGGUAACAGUUCCUCGUCUUCGCCACAGAAGAUGACUACAAUUCCCAAUCUGUACCCACCCUAUCCAGCUAAUGGAUGGCUUGUCCCGCCUGACCCCAGCCAGAAUGCGUUUCGAGCGCCCGGAUUUACCUACCAAGACGUCUCUACCGGGGUGAUUCAACGCAAUGUGAACGUGGACAGAGAGAACCAUCCCACCCCUCACCUCCCUCACCGGUUGAAGGAAACCAUGCCAUUGCAGGUAUCCCCAACCCCCACGCAGUCGACUCUUAGUUCUGCACAGACAACACUCCGCGAGCAGCUAUCUCCAAACACCCCGGUGUCAUCUAUCCCGGAGAAGAUAUCCCCCAACGCGCCACGACAAAUCCCAACAAAUCGGGUCACACUGAAGCAGGUCAACCGCCAAAGGAUCAACCGCGAUGCGGCCGCCAACCACCGAGUCCAGAGACGGCGAGUCAGCGUUCACUUCUCCGAGGUAGCAGCCCACACCGCAAAGUGCGAUGUCUGCAACAAGCGCAACAAGAACGGCAUGUCUCGCUGCCAGAACUGCGGCUGGCAAAUCUGCCGCAAGUGUCUGACCGACCGAAACGGAGACCGAACUCACGCUUCCUUCGGAGCUACCCAUGUCCCCGAGGGCGGAGGCGAUAUGGCCAUGUCUUUGUCAUCUGUGAGUGGGAACGAAAACCGCCGAUCCCCGGAGUCCAAUGCUGAAGUCAGGGCUGCACAAACCCUGCUUGAUCUUGGAUCUUUUGGUAACGCAACCGGAACUACUGCUACAAGCGGCGAUAUGAAAGGUAAUGCAGGUGGACAGAAUGUGUUUACUGCACGUGGCCGAGUCUUGCAGAGGCAGGUCGAUACUUUGUCUACUGAUUCUGAUAUGACCUUGUCAGUUGUUGGAGAUGAGGAGUGGUGGCGUCAGGAUGAGUCUGAUAUUCCUAUUGGGGAGGAUGGUCUGCCUGUUGGAUACAUCAUAACACGUCGUAACCCUGCGCGUGCUGCGAGACCUUCUACGAAGAUGGCGGAGUAA
Penicillium expansum is the source of this 1161-nucleotide messenger RNA. RefSeq lists its product as uncharacterized. The coding region runs from base 1 to 1161 and encodes 386 amino acids. Lineage: Eukaryota; Fungi; Ascomycota; Eurotiomycetes; Eurotiales; Aspergillaceae. The record is from RefSeq and is a predicted model, not a curated record. The transcript has 4 exons.